This is a messenger RNA of Striga hermonthica, 1992 nucleotides long. The record is from the annotation of a GenBank genome assembly. Lineage: Eukaryota; Viridiplantae; Streptophyta; Magnoliopsida; Lamiales; Orobanchaceae.
AUGUCCCACAACCAUUUCCCCCACUACCUUCUCUUUUCCCUCCUCACCCUCUCACUCUCCGCCGCCGCCGGAGACCCAUCUGAAUCCCUUACCUCUCUCCCUCCCGACGCCGUAUCACUCCUGGCGUUCAAGUCCGAGGCCGACCUCGACAACCGGCUCUACUACGCCACCAACGAGCGCUUCGACUACUGCCAGUGGCUCGGCGUGAAAUGCGUCCAAGGCCGCGUUGUGCGCUACGAAGUUCCCGGCGCCGGCCUCCGCGGCACCAUCGACGCCGCCUCCCUCGGCCGCCUCGACCAGCUCCGUGUCCUCACCCUCCGGAACAACUCGCUCUUCGGGCCCCUCCCCGACCUCUCCGCUCUCGUCAACCUCAAAACGGUGUCGCUCGACCACAACUUCUUUUCCGGCGCGUUCCCCCUCUCCCUUGUGUCCCUCCACCGCCUCAUGCUUCUCGAUUUGUCCUACAACAACUUCACCGGCACGCUCCCGGAGAAUCUGACGGCACUGGACCGGCUGGGCUACCUACGCCUCGACUCGAACCGGUUCUCCGGCCCCAUCCCGCCGUUGAACCAGACUGCGCUGGAGGUUUUCAACGUCUCGAGCAAUAGUCUCUCCGGGCCCGUGCCCCCCACCCCAACCCUAAAAAAGUUCACGAUUUUGUCAUUUUCACACAAUCCGAGACUCUGUGGCGAGGUUCUGAACAAGCCCUGCCGCAACUAUCCGUUUUUCAACUCAUCCGGCGGCGACGCCGCCUCGCCAUCGUCUCCGGCGCCGCUUUUGGAGAACGCCCAGUCGCAGCAAGGGCUGAACGACGCCUCACUUGCCGCCCAGAAAAAGCGUCGGAAAAAUGUUGGCAUGGUCUUGGGCUUGCUCACCGGAACCCUAAUCCUGACGGCCGCAGUUCUCAGCAUUGUCGCCCUAAUCAGAAAACGCAGAGAAGAAAAAAACGAAGAAAUUCAACCACAAAUUAAUUCAAAACUGGAAACCAACUUCACCGAGCAAACCACAUACAGCUCAAAUGCAAAUCCAGAAAUCCCCGAACCCAAGAAAUCGAAACCCAUCGAACAAAAGAGAGUGAUGAAAAGUGGGAACUUGGUUUUCUGUUCAGGUGAGGAGGAGCUGUACACAUUGGAGCAGCUGAUGAGAGCUUCAGCUGAGCUGCUGGGGAGGGGCUCAAUCGGCACUACGUAUAAAGCCGUGAUGGCCAAUCAGCUGAUUGUGACCGUGAAGAGAUUGGACGCUUGUAAAACGACGGUGACAAGCGGCGAGGAAUUCGAGCAGUAUAUGGAGAAUGUGGGUGUGCUUAGGCACCCCAAUUUGGUCUCUGUCAGAGCUUAUUUCCAGGCCCAGCAAGAAAGGUUGAUCAUUUACGAUUAUCAGCCCAAUGGGAGUCUCUUCAAUCUUAUCCACGGUUCGAAAUCCACUCGGGCCAAACCCCUCCACUGGACCUCUUGCCUUAAAAUAGCAGAGGAUGUGGCCCAGGGCCUCGCCUAUAUCCACCAGGCCUCGAAGCUUGUCCACGGCAACCUCAAGUCCUCCAACGUUCUAUUGGGCCCCGAUUUCGAGGCCCAGGUCACCGACUACUGCCUCUCUGCCCUCGCGGGCCCCACAACUCCGGACAGCGACCCGGACUCAUCCUGCCCCGGGUACAGGGCCCCAGAGAUCAGGAAACCUCCUGGGCGAGGGCCCACGGCCAAAUCAGACGUGUACGCAUUCGGUGUGCUGCUGUUGGAGCUGCUGACGGGUAAGGCACCGGAGCAGCAGCCGUACCUGGCGCCACCGGACGUGCCCGACUGGGUUCGGGCCAUGAGGGACGAUGAUGACGAGGACGAUGUGCGGCUGAGGAUGCUGGUCGAGGUGGCGAGCAUCUGCAGCCUGACGUCUCCCGAGCAGAGGCCGACCAUGUGGCAGGUGCUCAAGAUGAUCACCAAUGUCAAGGAGAUUAUGGAUGAUGGUGGUUCAAGGGGUGGUGUGCCUGAUGGCUACUCUUGA